CAGAGCAAUAGUUCACACACACCGGAAGGUGAAUUACACAGGGAAAGAAAAAAAACGAGUCACUGUUGUUACCAGCAACUCAAGGAGCGUACGUUUGUCGCCUGGGAAAUGUUCCUGUACAUUCUUGGACUGGUGGCUUUUUGGUUUGUGUUCCGCUGGUACAGGGAACUCGCAAGAGUACCCAAUAAAGGACAGAAAUAUGUCUACAUCACUGGCUGUGACUCUGGGUUCGGGAACCUUCUGGCCAGACAUCUGGACAAGCUGGGCUUCCGUGUGAUCGCAGCCUGCUACACUGAGAAGGGGGAGGAUGAACUGAAGAAGGUCUCUACUGAACGAUUGAACACAGUCCACCUGGAUGUUGUCAGCACUGACAGUGUCAGCAAAGCAACAGCAUUCAUCAAAACCUUGGUUGGGGAGAAGGGUCUGUGGGCUGUGGUGAACAAUGCUGGAGUCUCUGUACCAUCUGGUCCCUGUGAUUGGAUGACCGUCGACGACUACAAGUCCAUGUUGGAUGUUAACCUUAUUGGAGUCAUUGGUGUGACUCUGAGUGUCCUGCCCCUCAUCAAGAAGGCCAGGGGCAGGGUGGUGAAUGUGGCCAGUGUGUUUGGGAGGAUAAGUGCCUUCGGGGGUCCCUACUGUGUGUCAAAAUAUGGAGUGGAGGCUUUCAAUGAUAGUCUACGGAUGAACAUGUCGUUUUUUGGAGUUAAAGUCCUGUGUCUGGAACCAGGAUUUUUCAAAACAAGUGUGACUGAUCUACAUCUCCUGAGAAAAAAUGUGAAGACAUUGUGGGACAAAUUGCCUGAAGAAAUCAAGGAUCAAUAUGGACAUGAUUACCCAGAGAGAGCAAAUGUUACAUUGGAGAAGAAUGUUGCGACGUUGCUGGAUGGGGACCUGAUGAAGGUUGUGAGCUGCAUGGAGCACGCCAUCUCUGCUGUCCACCCUCGUACCCGCUACUCACCUGGCUGGGAUGCCAAGUUCUUAUGGUUGCCUUUGUCCUACCUGCCAACGUGGAUCGCAGACAAAAUGCUCUUAAAAGAUAUGGCCAAACCAACAGGAUCUAUUCUUUAAUGUUAAUGGUUCUCUGAGCGAAUGUAGGAGGAAGUCUUUAUUUACACCCACAGGAGAAGAAGAAAAAUGUAAUUGGAAAAAGUGUAUAGCAUGGGAUUCAACCAAUGAAUGGGGGAAAAAAAGAACACUAAUUUGUUUUCAAACUUAAACAGAGUUGUGAAUUGCAUUUUGUCUAAUCACAUGUGGAUUUGUCCUGUCUGUUUCCCUGGUCUGAUAAUAAAACCAAUGGAGAGAUUGUCAGUAAUUCAAAUGAA
Oncorhynchus tshawytscha (Chinook salmon) is the source of this 1322-nucleotide messenger RNA. RefSeq names its product retinol dehydrogenase 7. The transcript has 5 exons. NCBI's taxonomy places the organism in Eukaryota, Metazoa, Chordata, Actinopteri, Salmoniformes, Salmonidae. Gene Ontology annotation, molecular function: oxidoreductase activity. The record is from RefSeq and is a predicted model, not a curated record. The coding region runs from base 109 to 1068 and encodes 319 amino acids.